AUGGAGCAGAUGAUGUUGGUCACGUCGGUUGAAGAAACAGGUGAGAAGCGGGAGAGUGCUGAUGGGAUGAGGGGAGGAGGGGAGGAGCUGGGAAUGGAGGGUGGGGGAAGGGAGUUGUAGAUUGUGUUGAUUUUGGAUUGAAAAGAGGAGUGGAAUGAGUUGCACUUUUCUGGGGUGAAGGUGAUGGAGGUACUGUCUAUGGGGUGAAGCAGUUUUUUGACUGUGGAGAAAAGAGCCUUUUGGUUACUGGAGCCAGAGUGGAUGAGGUUGGAGUAAAAGGAAGAAAGGGCGGAAGUGAGGGCUGUUCUGUACAGGUGGAGAUGGUCGGUGUAGGCUUGGAGAUGGACAGUGAGGCCGGUUUUGCGGUAGAGAUGUUCCAGUUGGCGUUUGUGUGA
Xyrichtys novacula (pearly razorfish) is the source of this 395-nucleotide messenger RNA. The record is from the annotation of a GenBank genome assembly. NCBI's taxonomy places the organism in Eukaryota, Metazoa, Chordata, Actinopteri, Labriformes, Labridae.